AUGGACAAUUUAAAUGAAAAUAUUAAUACCAAUUUAAAAAGGGGAAAUUUUAUUGUAUUUGAAGGGGUUGACAGAUCGGGAAAAUCAACACAAUCAAAACUGUUCGUUGAAUAUCUCAAAAACAACAACAUCCAAGUUCAGCAUUUGUGUUUUCCAAAUAGGGAAACCACAAUUGGAAAAAUAAUUACUAAUUAUUUAAAAAUGGAAAGUACCUUUUCAAAUGAAACAAUUCAUUUAUUAUUUUCUGCAAACAGAUGGGAAAUGAUGGAUCAAAUUAAAAAUCUACUUAUAAAUGGGGUAUGGGUUAUAUGUGAUAGAUACGCAUAUUCUGGAGUAGCAUACUCAUCUGGAGCCUUGAAAUUGCCAAAAGAGUGGUGUAUGAAUCCAGAUAAGGGUCUCAUAAAACCUGAUGCGGUUUGUUAUUUGAACCUCCCCCCUACUCAUGCAAAAAACAGAUCGGAAUAUGGUAAAGAAAUUUAUGAAAAGUUCGAAAUUCAAAAACGAAUUUAUGAAGCAUAUGAACAUUUUUCUAAUGAGGAUUAUUGGAUAAACAUAGAUGCGACAAAAAGCAUUCAAGAAAUACAUAAGACCAUAGUUGAAGAAAUUUCAAAAAGAUGCUCCUCCAAAAAAAAACAAUUUGAAUACUUAUGGUCUUAA
Molecule: messenger RNA, 657 nt
Organism: Plasmodium yoelii
Lineage: Eukaryota; Apicomplexa; Aconoidasida; Haemosporida; Plasmodiidae
Product: thymidylate kinase, putative
Exons: 7
Coding region: 1-657 (218 amino acids)
Biological process (GO): dUDP biosynthetic process; dTDP biosynthetic process; dTTP biosynthetic process
Cellular component (GO): mitochondrion; nucleus; cytosol
Molecular function (GO): dTMP kinase activity; ATP binding
Source: RefSeq, a predicted model, not a curated record